Molecule: messenger RNA, 1693 nt
Organism: Trichoderma atroviride IMI 206040
Lineage: Eukaryota; Fungi; Ascomycota; Sordariomycetes; Hypocreales; Hypocreaceae
Biological process (GO): regulation of transcription by RNA polymerase II
Cellular component (GO): nucleus
Molecular function (GO): DNA-binding transcription factor activity, RNA polymerase II-specific; RNA polymerase II cis-regulatory region sequence-specific DNA binding
Source: RefSeq, a predicted model, not a curated record
AUGGCAUGCCCGGAUAGCGGCUCAGAUGAUAACAUCAUAUCUCUAGAGCUGGUGGAUAAGCUGGGACUUGAGAUAGAACAGGUCGGCUCUGAUGAACCAAGGCAAUUUUCAAUCGCCAAUGGAAAUAUCAUCACAGCACUCGGGCAAGUCUCUACGAGUUGUAUUUUUGUCAAUGGCUCUCUUUCAGAACCCUCAACGCUGAAGUGCACAUUCCAUGUUUUCCGCACUCUUGCUGUCGAGUUGAUUAUGGGCGUUGAAUUUUUACAAGAGACAGAGACAUUAGACAAGCAUAAAGACCGGCUUGUCGAGGAAUUCGUACCAGCUAUGCAGUCGCUGAGGGUGAACAGUGUAGGAGAGUCUAAGCGAGGUUUAAUGUGUCAGCUUGGCAGAUUCGUUGGCUGUGCUACUGUGGAUACUGGAUCGGAUCUAGAUCUUGUCAGUCCCGCAUUCGCAAAGUCAAGAGCUUACAAGAUUGAGCCAGGAGUUGAGAAGGUUGAAUUUGCUGACCGUAGUGUGGGUUACACUGCUGGCGUUAUCAAUACUUCGUUUGUCGUGGGACGCAUGAGUGCAUCAGAGUUUCAUCCUUGUGGAGAAGCAAUUGAUAUUGACCUCUUCGUGCUAGACAACCUUACUGCAGACAUAAUUAUUGGGCAAGAUACUAUCGAAGAGCUGGAGGUUUUUAAUUUGCACAACGAUUCACUUAUUCCUAGCAUCCCUCGGCUGAGAGAGUCGGACAUCAAUAUUAUCCGUCAUAUCGGAAGCAUAGAAAAAGGCGCCACGACGAUAUGGAAGAAGAUUAAGGACAGUUUUACCAAUAGCACAUCAGAUAAUCAAGCUGUUGUUGCAUCACAAAAUGACAUUGAUCAAAGAGAAAAUGCUCGGCGGGAGCAAGCGCGAGCUACGAUUGCGAAUUCUUCUGUGUCUGAUAGAGAACGAGCACAAGAGCUUGAAAAUGCGACCACCCAAGCAUUUCAUGAAAACAUGCGUUUAUCUCAAUCAGUGACCAAUCGUCUCAGUCGCCAUUAUUCGGCUUCGCCGCCUGCUGCCAUCGCCGCGGUUGCCGACUGCGUGAGCAUCAAUGGUAUAGCACGGCCGCAGGAUGGUGGCUAUAAAUGCACCUUUGAUGGGUGCACGGCUGCACCUUUUCCAACGCAAUAUCAUCUCAACUUACAUGCCAAUUUGCAUUCCUAUGCGAGACCCCAUUUUUGCCCAGUACAGGGGUGCCCAAGAGGCAAAGGAGGAAAGGGAUUCAAAAGAAAGAAUGAGCUGAUUCGUCAUGGUUUGGCACAUGAUUCUCCAGGCUAUGCCUGUCCAUUCUGCCCAGGUAGCGAGCUUAAAUAUCCACGACCAGACAACUUACAGCGACAUGUUCGCGUACACCACGUCGACAAGAACAAAGAUGAUCCGCUCCUCCGUGACGUACUAGCGCAACGUCCCGAAGGCCCAGUCCACGGCAGAAGGAGAAGAGGCCCAUAACCAUAAGUUUAUGUGCUUUUUUUCUGGAUGCUUUUGAGAUUCAAUGUUGUUGGGUAGUCAAAUGGCGAGGGGGAGUAGAAAAGGCUCAUCACAGUAUCACUGUUACGACCCUUGUGAUCACUUGAUGUACUUAGAAUUUGAAGGCAGCUGCUUAGAAGAGAAGCAACCGCGCCUAGACGCAAUCAAUCGGAGCAGUACGGUGCGAUAUUUCUCUUUA